AUGAGCCGCGUCGACUGCGAUCGCCUCGACGUCGCCUUUCCGCUCGCCAAGUCGGCUCAGCUCGAGUCCGCGCCAGCCCUCGACCCGGUCGACCCGGUCGAGCCGGUCGACUCGGACGAGACGACCUGCAGUUUCCACCGAAUGCCGAGCCAGCGACGUCGCAAGUUGUGGACGCUCGCGGCUCGAGCCGCGGGCCGGCGUCCCUCGUCGCCCAAGCCGCUGGCGGGCGCGUCGGGUCGGCUGACGCCGUCGAAAACGGUCCGAACGGCGACGCCAACGGCGACGGCGACGGCGACGGCGACGGCGACGGCGACGGUGAGUGGCGAGGACGGUCGACGCGUCAAGAAUCAAGAGGACUCUGGCGUGUCGGUGGAGCUGUUCAGCAGCCUGGAGGCGCGCGGCGACGACGUUGACGUUGACGUGGACGCGGACGAGAUGACUCAUCCAGCGGGUGCAGGCUCGAACCGCGCUUGGUGCCUGGCCGGCGUUGAUUGGCCAAUCGGCGAGCCGAGAACCAGUCCCAGUCCCAGCCCCAGUCCCAGUCCGAGUCCGCGAUGGCGAAGCGGCGUCGAGCCGAGUCCGGCGCGGCGCGAGGCUCGCGGCGUCGGCGUCGGCGUCGGCGUCGUGCAGCAGCAGCAAAAGUCGAGCACCGAGACGUCGGGCCUCGGCAGCAGCGUCGAUUGGGCCUCGACCGAGGCGCUCAACCUGCUCCAGCACGCCCACGCGCCGCAUCAUCACCUGCUGCGUCACCAACUGCAUCAC
Molecule: messenger RNA, 762 nt
Organism: Protopolystoma xenopodis
Lineage: Eukaryota; Metazoa; Platyhelminthes; Monogenea; Polystomatidea; Polystomatidae
Source: the annotation of a GenBank genome assembly